Molecule: messenger RNA, 2529 nt
Organism: Penicillium griseofulvum
Lineage: Eukaryota; Fungi; Ascomycota; Eurotiomycetes; Eurotiales; Aspergillaceae
Product: fungal specific transcription factor domain-containing protein
Exons: 4
Coding region: 1-2529 (842 amino acids)
Biological process (GO): DNA-templated transcription
Molecular function (GO): DNA binding; zinc ion binding
Source: RefSeq, a predicted model, not a curated record
AUGGUCGCAGCAAAUGUGUUCUUCGUCCUCAUAAUCCUAAGCAGUGAGAAUUAUGAUCGAAAGACUUGCCUCAAGAACGUAUUUGCUGACCUCUAUCUGCCCACAAGGUCGGAAAACACGAUAACAGGCCUGCACUCCGACGACCUGCGCCAGUCAAAUGGUGAUCCAAAUCUUACCUCCCAGCUACGCGCACAUGGUCUCAGUUUCGAUGGCCGUAGCGCCAGUCCACCAGAAUCCCCCAACGUUCCGUAUAAUGAAUACGCCUUUAUCGAGUCGCAGCAAAUUCUCUCGCUUACUUCCGAAGAUACAGCAUUUCUCACAUCCAGCGACAGCUUGAGCUUGCCAGCGUCCGAUGCAAUCGACGAGUUCAUUCACCAGUAUUUCAAGCGCAUCCAUCCAUUAGUACCUGUCUUGGAUGAGGCUGGGUUCUGGCGAAUGUAUCUAGAAAACCAAUCUACCGGUCCCAAAAUAUCUCUUUUUGUGCUGCAAUCAAUGCUUUUCGCUAGCUGCCCGUUUAUGUCUUUGAAAACAUUGCGUCAAUGUGGAUUCAGUGAUAGGAGGGAUGCACGAAAGAAGCUGUACAACAGAGCCAAACUAUUGUUCGAUCUGAGAACUGAAUGCCGGUCUCAUCCAAACGCGCAAGGUGCUGUUCUGCUUACCCAUUAUACCUCUACGGAUGACCCCCAGUCUGGGAGCUUGUGGGUCACACGAGCCAUCGAGCACGCUACACUCAUUGAUGCUGAACCGUCCUUGUUGGCGGAAAAUGUGACAAUGUCGUUGAAGAAACGGCUUUGGUGGUCUAUCCUUCUUCGCGACCGAAGCCUGUGUAUUGGCUUACGCCGCCGUCCUCAGGUGACGUCGAUCAGCCUGCACGGAUGGAGUGAUUGGCUGAGUACAGAGGAUUUCGGUGAAGAGUUGCACCAGUCUCAAGUUUACGAUUAUGACACCAAGAAGGAUUUACUGGAGGCACUUCAGAAGCAAUGUGAACUAGCAGUGCUACUCACAGAUCUGGCAUCUUUGGCAUUUACCCACCAAAAGACUCCAAGACGGCUUCUGUCUAUGAUUGAAUUCCAGGGCAUCCUGUUGAGUAUAAAAAAUAUCAAAAGAUCUCUCGACGAGUGGAAACUGCCCAUCCAGCCUGUUAGUUCCCCAAGCAAGGCAUCAAAGUCGGAAGGAAAUGACGCAGUUUCAAAGUUGACCUACAUGACAUAUAUGUACUACCAGUUCGUGAGCACCAGUCACCCGAUUGUCUUCAAGACUAACCAAGCGGCUGUUUAUCUUAGUGCAGCACGAGUGGACCUGGCUCAGUAUGCAGCAUUUAUACUGGAAGAGAACUUGUUCUACGCGGGAGACGAAUACAACAAUAUGGUUCUAGAGGUCAGUAAUGACCUAAGGGAUGGGAUCGAAGGGUUGAGUCUCGUGAUGGAACAUUUCAGCAUCAAUGGAUAUGCUGAUAGUCUUCCCUUGAGUGUACUUGGAUACCUCAGCAUGCCACUCGUACUGGCGGCUGUAGACCUCAAGCUUUCCCCUUCUAGGAAGGAGGCUGAGGCAAGGCAGCGACGUUUGCACUCACUGAGUCGAAUUAUCCGUCACUCAGAGAUACUUUACGAUAUUACUGAUCGCGUCGCCGUCGCGAUCAACCAUAUGUUGCAGCUGGCUUAUUCGAUAACACAGAACCUCUUUUUGGACAGAAAGCCAUCUCGAUUAUUCUCAUCUGAGAACAUGGUGAGAGAGAGUACUGUAUCCAACAAUCGGGUCCCAGCCAGAGCGACCAGUAAAUCGACACUGCCCAGAUCCAACUGCCCAGAGAGCUGGCAAGAUGCAUUCAUUCGGUGCCCGAGGGCAUAUCUUUUGAUAUCGACGUCUGUGGACUAUACUCUGUCAAUUGGGGAUCUCCCAUCAGCGAACGGCCUUCCUGAAAUUGUGCGUGACCUUCCAGCAAUGGGUGUCAUCACUCGCCUUCCUUGGACAUCUGAUAUUCCGUUCUCCAAAUCCACGCAAUCUCUCGUAAGCCAUAUAAACCAGGUACAGCAGCAGAGCUACCCUGUGAGCUUGCGUUCGUCCUGUGUGGAAUGGAUAGAUGCCUCGGAACGUAUCAGUCAGGGGACUGAGCCGGAGAAGAAGACCACCUCGCAAAGGGUCCAAACCAACUACAACUUGUUACCGGAUGCAUUUUCCGAGUAUUCUGCGACCGCUUCCUUGGCAAUGGAGGAGCAACUGCAAUACAUCGACAAAGUAGCGGAGAAGACGGGUUGUGAAACUACCACACCGAACCUAGAUUUCAUGGACUUUGGAGAUUAUCAAGGGGUGGUAUCACAAAGUGUGAUGGAAACCUGUGCCUUCAGGACUCCAUUCAGACUUACUGGUCACGACCUGCAGGCGGACAUCCCGUUGGAACAACACGUGUUUGACACCUACGGUACCCCCUUACCUCAAUCAAUCAAAGCCAUUGAUUCGACAAUUUUUGACUCGUUCCUUCACGCAAAUUUGAACAUAACCGGGCCUUUCAAUAGUACAGACUUUGGCUGA